Molecule: messenger RNA, 1710 nt
Organism: Lactuca virosa
Lineage: Eukaryota; Viridiplantae; Streptophyta; Magnoliopsida; Asterales; Asteraceae
Source: the annotation of a GenBank genome assembly
CCUACUUCGACUCAACGAACGCACACUGCACACACCAUCAUACUCCGGGGCUUGUGGCCUUGUCCGACUAACACUUAUUAUCUCAAAUAAUCUUCCUAUAAAUUCACAUAUGAUAACAUCCAAUUUCCAAUACCGAAAUGGAGACGACCAGCACUAAAGUCGGCGUAUGGCAGAGACAUGUUGCAGUGCUUGCAUUUCCUUUCGCUUCACACCCUCCGGUCCUUCUAAGCCUAGUCCAGAAACUAGCCUCUGCCGCCCCAACGGUGGUUUUCUCCUUCUUUAACACCGGAAAAUCUAACCGGGCAUUGUUCUCUGAGCUCAGUUGUGACAACAUACGGCCGUAUGAUGUGUCCGACGGCAUACCAGAGGAUUAUGUUUUUGCGGGGAAGCCUCAAGAGGAGAUUAACUUGUUUCUGGCGGUGGCAGAGGAGGAGUUUAGGAGGGGUGUGAAAGUGGCGGAGGAGGAUAUUGGACUGAGAAUCAGCUGCCUGGUGGUGAGUGCUUUUAUUUGGUUUUCCAGUCAUAUGGCGGAGGAUUUGAACAUUCCUUGGGUGUCGUUUUGGAGUGCCGGAGCUUGUUCUCUGUCGGCACAUUUUUACACUGACCUCAUUAGAGAAAAAGGUGCUGAACUCAAAGGCAAUUCAUUAGCGCCUGACAACGAAGUGGAUGACUUGAUCCCUGGACUCUCGACGAUUCGACUAGGCGACUUACCAGGUGGAGUCCUCUUUGGACACCUCGACUCACCAUUUUCAACCAUGCUACAUAACAUGGGAAGAACCCUAGACAAAGCCACCGUUGUUCUCGUAAAUUCAUUUCAAGGACUAGACAUUGAUCUCACCAAAAACCUCUCUUCAAAACUCAAGAGCCUUCUCAGCAUUGGUCCCUUCCAUCUCAUCUGCAAACAAAAACCAUCGUCCAAAUUUGAUGAAUUUUCAUGCAGUUCUUGGUUAGAUAAUCAAAAGCCAAGAUCAGUGGCCUACAUCUCGUUUGGCACAAUCGGCCGGCUUCAGCCAGAUGAGAUAGUCGCUUUGGCUGAAACACUUGAAGAGACCAAAACCCCGUUUCUUUGGUCACUAAACAAAGAUUCCAUGAAGCUUUUACCAGAUGGGUUCUUGGAGAGAACAACUGCGAAUGGAUUCGGGAAAGUUGUAUCAUGGGCACCACAGGUACAAGUCUUGGAGCAUAUCGCAAUAAGUGUGUUUUUAACACAUGGUGGAUGGAAGUCUGUAUCGGAGAGCAUUGGAGCUGGUGUUCCAAUGAUAUGUAGGCCGGUUUUCGGAGAUCAACAGAUGAAUACUUGGAUGGUUGAGAGAGUUUGGGGGAUAGGAGUGAGAAUUGAAGGCGGGAAAUUCACGAAAGAUGGAACUCGUUGUGCUCUUGAACAUAUAUUAUCGUUCAAUGAAUCGUCGAAAAAGAUGAAGGAGAGGAUUGAAGCGUUGAAAGGGCUUGCCCACCAGGCUGUUGGACCGAACGGGAGUUCUAAUCAAAAUUUCAGGACUUUAGUGGGUGUGGUCACUGGUGCCACCCUCUGAUUUACUAUCUUGGAGCAUUAUAAUGAAUUGAAGUUGUGAAACUCAUUACAUUAAUCUCUCUAUAGUUUCUAGUUUUAAUCGUGGUUUUUUUUUAGGAUUUUAUUUAGAUAUAAUAAAUUAUUAUUAUGUAACCGAGGCAAUACCAAGAUCAUCCGUAAUGCAUUGAACUCUUGGAUUU